UUCCGAUUGUAUCGCUCCGAUCCGAAAAAAUCCGAGAUCCGAAUUCGCAGGACAAGAGCAACAGAGCGCGCGCUAACGGAUUUAUUAAAUGCACAUGCAUAUUUAUUUAUAAACGCGAGUUUUUGGUCGGGAACUAAAGUGCAGGUCACCGACGCCUCUGCCGCAGCCGCUGCCUCCGUCGACGUCGCAGUUGCGGUAGCUGUUGCUGCUUGUUUUUUUUUUUUGUUGCUGUUUACAGAGGUGCGCGUUAAUGUGCUAAAAAAAAUAUAGAAAUAUAUAUUUGUGUGCCUUUGUGCAAGUGCUGAUUUUGUUUGGCUUUUUUUUGGGUUGUCAUUAUUUUGCACACACAAAUUGCGAUUUAAUUAAGUUUUUGUGUGUGUGUUUGGCGCACCUAUAUAUAUAUAAAGAUAUACCUAUGCUGGCCCUGGCCCCGCCCACCACGCCGCCCCCUCGAAAUGCACCGUUAGCCGCGAAAUCGAAAUCGAAUCGUUUUGCUGCAACCGCAAUGCUGUCGAACGGCUCUGCUGGCGUCUCAGCCGACGUUGACGUCGCCGCCGGCGGCGCUGCCGACUGUGAUGAGCGAACGCUUUUGCUAAGCGAGGAGAUUGUUGUUGCGCCGCUGCCUGCGUCGGCGUUCUCUGCCGGCGUCGCUGCUGCUGCGCCGCCAACGUCGCUGCCACUGGUGCACACAACAACAACAACGCAGCAAAACAACAACAAUGUGAACAACAACAAUAAUGGUUCGCUUGUGGUCAGUGCGAAAAACAUGGCUAAUAAUAAAAGUAAUAAGAAUAACAGCAAAUGCAAAAACAACGAGGCCAGCAGCAGCAACAACAACAAUGCGGCGACAGCGGCAGCUGCAGCAGCUACAACAACAACGACGACAGGAGAAGAACCGGUAACAACAACAGCAGCAGCUGAUGAUGAGGAUAUAUCCAGCGAUCUGAGCGAUAAAUUCCCACGCCCCCAAAAGAAACCCGGCAAACUGAGCAAGUUGGGCACCAAAAGCGUCGGCCUCAAACGCGUCUCCUUUGGCUCCUCGAAGGGUUCGAUGGUGGAGACGCUCGUCUUCGAGACGCCGACGCCGUUGUCGGAGCACAUGGAGUCCACUUUUGGGUUCGAUGCCGCCGAUACCGCCGCUGCCGCCGCUGGUCAGCCGCAGCUGGCGUCGACGCUGGCGUCGCAACAGCCGCUCGCCGGUGGCUACAGUGGAGACUAUGCCAAGGGGACCAUGGAUGACAGCGGCAUUGAGGUGCAGGAAGAAUCGGAGCGUUCGAUAGUGCGCGUUUCAAUCUACAACAGCAGCCAGCCGCAAGUAAUCUGUCCACCGGCGGAGUAUCUGGACUUUCCGGAGUUCAACUACAGCAGCAACCUCCUAGACUAUAACACGAUGGCCACGACGGCGGCGGGGAUCCAACAGCAGCAGGUGAUCGGCCUGGGAGCGGCCUACGAUCGACAGCAAAGCACCGAUUCCGGCUGGGACAAUCCCUUUCGACCAGGCGGCGAUCUGUCCAGAGAGGCUGAUGAAAUUGUCAACAUGAUCAGAGGUGGCAAGCCCAUCACACCCACAGAGGAGCGUACAAUUGGCAACGGGAGUGCCCAGCAUGCGGACGACAAUUGCAACGGCGGUACGGCGAUCGGCGAGAGUGUAAUCAAAUCAAAUGUGAGUUGGGAUAUUGGUUACCUAUCCCUAUGUGCACACCUGACUAAAGCCCUAUGUCAUUAUUUGCAGCUCUCGCAGAAUCUAGCAACAGCACAAAAUGGUACAAAUUCCCAUGCCUCUGCAACUGCCGACGCUGGCGCCGGAAAAGCAGCGACGGCGACCGAGCUGAGCGGCGGAACCGGAAACAAUGGGGUCACCUCGCUGGGACAGGUGUCCAAACAGGUGGUUCCCGGACCGACGUCCGCUAGUCAUGUGGUCAUCGACGAGAAGAAGAACAAGAAGAAGGGCUGCUGCGUCCUCCAAUAAUUGGGGCAAAUGGCGGGGGACGCGAAGAGCAGUUUGGGAUGGGGGGAGGGCGGUCAUUUUCCUGCUAGCCCUGUUUUUUGAUGUUAAUGUUUUUUGGACGAAAUGGAGCCAAGCUGUUAAUAUUUUUCAUGCCGCAUAAAUCGCUUUGCUUCGCUUUGCAAGAGGAGACCAAAACCGAUACAGAGAUUGAGAUUCAGACCACACAAGAAUGAACUAGAAGAACAUUAGGAAAACCAAGCUCUCUGACCAACAAACAGCAGCUGAUUGUCAAGAACGUUGUAGCGGUACCAGCAGCCACAGUGAGAACCAACAUUUAUGCAACACCCUGCAGCGGUUGCUCCAGCUUCGAAACAUAAGUCGAUGGACACUUCAACAUUUGAAUUGUAAACCUGAAGGCCGCACUUAUAUGUUUAUAUAUAUACAUAUAUAUAUAUAUAUAUAUAUCUGUGUGUCUGCAGGCGAUGCUAAACUGCAAUUCACCAUUAUUAUAUAUACAUAUUAUUUUUUUCCCCCUUUUUCUGUAAUGUGACUCGACCUGCAUAUGUGUAUUAUAAAAAUUAUUGUAUGCAUAUAUGUGAAUUUAUUUUUUUUUUGUAAUUGUAAAAUUUAGUGCGGCUUUUUUAAAUAAUGAAAAGGAUGUAGGGACGUUUAAGAAGUAAAAAGUAAAAGAACAAAAAAAUAACGAAAAACGUUUUGCUUGCAUGCAUAAUGGAUACAAAAUCGAAAAAAGAAUGCAAAAAAAAAAUUAACAUAAAGAAUAAUGUAUUUAUUUUUAUUUAUAUGAUGACGAAGAAGCAGAUGAAAGUAAAUUAAAUGUUAAACCUUAAAACAAAUAUACACACACACACGAACAUAUACAAAAUACACACACACAUACGCAUAUAUACUAUACGAUAUAUGAGAUGAAAUGAAUGACGCAAUAAAGCAAAACGAGAUGAACCGGAAAUAGUAGAAAAAAAAAACCAAUUAAAAAAUCCCCAUUUUCUAAGGCUAAAUAAUGAGUAAUUAUUUUGUAUCAUUAUUUACAUGAGGCAGACAAUUGAAACCGGGUGCGCUGACUUUUGGGCCCACUGUAGCGGCUGAUCAAAGGAAAGCGGUGCUGAAGAAAGAGGGCGAAAAUGGUAGAAAAGGUCUUAGUUCUUUGAGCAGAAUAUAUAUAUAUAUAUAUCUAUAUAUAGAAAGAAAGGCUUUGAAGAAACCGAAAUCCCAAGACAAAAGCUUAGAAAUGAGGCCAGAGAAAGUAUAUUAAAAGGAAGAACCACCGUUUUUCAGCUUAGUUAAGCACAAUACAACCCCCCACAAAACAACCAACCAACCCCCCAUUUCUCCAACCCCUUUCACUCAGUAUUUUUCUCAGUUUGAACGCAAAUCAAAAGCAGAAAAAUGAAGGCAAACAAAUACGCAAAAGUAAUAUGCAGGUAAAUCGAGCAAAGCGAGGUACAAGAAUGUUUACACAGAGAGAAAAGCAGCAACCAAAUAGCUAAAGAAAGUAAUGAGAACACCGAAAUGGACAGCCACACCCACAAAUAUGUAACACUCACACACUCUCAAACACACAGACACACCCACACACCUACAGCCUAAGCAUCAAUGUGCUGCAUUUGAUAAACGUAACGAAAAACAAAAAAUAAAUUAAAUAUAUAUAUAUAUAUAUAUAUAUAUAUACACACAGAUAUAUGAAAUAGCAAUAUUGUUUCAACUGAAUAUAA
Messenger RNA from Drosophila mauritiana, 3678 nucleotides. RefSeq names its product TBC1 domain family member 5 homolog B. Lineage: Eukaryota; Metazoa; Arthropoda; Insecta; Diptera; Drosophilidae. The coding region runs from base 416 to 1969 and encodes 517 amino acids. The record is from RefSeq and is a predicted model, not a curated record. The transcript is spliced from 5 exons.